AUGUUUAAACUACAAGAUUUUCGUACAUCAAGAAAUGUAUGUGAAGAGAAAAAACUAAACUUUAUAAACAUAUACAAAACUAAAUGGGACGAAAUUCACUAUAAAUCUGAUGUUUUUCGUUAUAGAAUCGAUAAUUUACGCGAAAGAAUUGUAGACGGGAAGUAUUUACUGCAGUUAAAUCCACACAGAAGUACAAAAAGACGCACUCCAGAGCAAAUACAUGAUAUCUGUCAACCUUUUGAUAAGAACAAGUUUAAUUUCACUAAAGUAUCUAGGGAUGAAAUAAUUUUUACUUUUACAGAAGAUGAUGACGAAGAAAAUGAACAUGCUAUUUUGGUGAAUGUUAGUCCUAUAUCACGUUACCAUUCUUUGCUAUGUCCGUUACUAAAAAGAUGUUUACCACAAAUUUUGACUGCAGAUAGUUUACAGUUGGGUAUUGACAUUAUUUUCCUAAGUGAUGAUCGUGACUUAAGAGUUGGAUUUAACAGCCUCUGUGGAUUAGCUUCAGUUAAUCAUCUGCAUUACCAUCUGUUUAUUGAAAAUAAUGUUCUGCCUGUAGAAACAGUGAAAUGUAAUCAUAUAAAAGGCCCUGUCUAUUGUUUGAGUGAUAAUUAUCCCGUGCCUGCAUUCUGUUUUGAAGUGACACCUCAAACAGUGAAUCCAUCUGGAGUUAUAUUUAAACUUAUUGAAGUUUUACUAAAUAAAUCAAUCGCUCAUAAUAUAUUCAUAACUAGUGGACAGAGAGUCACGGGAGAUAGUAAAGGGGAAGAAAUAGUAAGGGUAAUCAUUUGGCCAAGGAAAAGCAGUUCGGGAGCAAAACAGCUGUCUGCUUUUAAUGUGGCUGUUUGUGAAUUGAGUGGCUGGUUUCCAGUUUAUGAUAUACACAUUUUUGAACACAUUCAUGCUGAAGAAUUAGAAAGUGAGUUGAAAAAGUGGAAAUAUGAGAAUUUUGCUGAACUAUGUGAAGAGAUCAAAGAGUUAUAUUAA
This is a messenger RNA of Parnassius mnemosyne (clouded apollo), 987 nucleotides long. The record is from the annotation of a GenBank genome assembly. NCBI's taxonomy places the organism in Eukaryota, Metazoa, Arthropoda, Insecta, Lepidoptera, Papilionidae.